UUCCACUUCUAAAAAAAAAAUUAAAUAAAAAAAACUUUUCUAUAACUUCCACUUUUACUAUUUUUUUCUUUCUAAAUAUACAUACUACAUAUAAUCGUAUAUAUAUCCCAUACGUUAGCACGGGAUACACUCUAUUAAUAUUAAUUGAAAAAAUCCGAUCUACUAUAAAAGCUUAACGGUUCAGCCGUCAGACACUCAGACACAACCCUCAAAAUGUUGUUCUUACUUUCUCUCUAUUCCUCCUCUCUUUCUGUCAGAAGCAGAAUCGAAAUUUGUUGAUUUUGAGUUCGUUGCUCACUCAAAUUACUUACAUUCUCCCGAAAAAUCACCAAGGAUUACUUGUCAUGGAGGCAGGAUCUAGGCCAUUGGAGGAUGGAUUUAAUGGUAUGAAUAGAGAAGGCAACAAGAGGCAGAUAUUGGAAUCAACGGACAAAAUUGAUCGAUUGAGCUUACUUCCGGAUGCCAUUUUAGUUGACAUUCUUUCUGUCAUCCCAAUAGAAUCCGCUGCUGCAACCUCCAUCUUAUCUCGCCGAUGGCAAUACCUUUGGACUCAGGUCACUCAUCUUGUCUUUGAUCUCUAUCACCUCCAGUCUAGUAUUGGUUGCUAUAACUGGACUGAACCAUUCUUUAGAAUUGUCGACCACAUCCUUCUGCAGCUCACCGCGUCCAAAAUUCAUAGCUUUUGUCUUAAAUUUCCUUAUGGUAGUACCUUUACAAAUGAUAUGCAAGAAAGCUACGGCGACUCUUUUGAAUCUUGGAUGAGUACUAUUUGUGGCCGACAUCCUCAAAGAAUUGAGGUAACAGCAUCUUUUGGGUCUUAUAUUCCUCUACCAAUCUGUGUUUUUGAAUGUCGAUCUGUCGUUGAGCUCACUUUGAGGGGAGCCCUGGUUAUUGCAGUGCCUGAUUGUGCACCAGUAUGUCUUCCUAAUUUGAAGAAGUUCAGUUGUCAUCUCGAUGUUUUAGCCAUUGACUUGUUGACCAGACUGUUUAAGUCUUCCCUGUUAUUGGAAGAAUUGACUAUAACAGGUCAUUAUAUAGAGGGUGUCUGUUGUUUUGAUUUAUCAGCUCUUAAUUUGAAAAGGUUGGUUGUUGAGAUAGUCGAGGAAACACUAAAAGGAAUAAAAUUUGUGAUCAAUUUGGCAAAGCUUGAGAUUAUCUCAUUAAAAGCUCUUACGGUAGAUUCUGUUCACUUUGUUGAGCAUUCAAGUGCUUUAAAUUCUGCAGAAAUUUGCAUAGAAUCUGGGUUGUUUGGCGAAGAUGAUUAUGUUAGAAACACAGUAGAACUUGCUAAACUGAUUUCUAAUGUUAAGUCACUUUGCCUAAAUAUCAGUACAAUAAGUGCACUUAAUGAUUUGGAUGGCGACAACCCUCAGCCACCUUUGGAAAAUUUGACCGAUCUUAGCAUCAAAUCUGGGAUGGUGAAUGCUGAUAAUGGUAGCUGGAAUGAUGUGCUGCUUUUCUUAAGAUGUUCUCCGAACUUGCAGGCUCUUGAUAUAGCGUUUGAAACACAUACAGAUAUGAUAACAUGGGCUUUACCACCAGAUUUUGCACCUCCUCUUUGCUUGACUCGACUAAAGAGGAUAAAAAUCAAAGAUCUUAGAGUCGAUGAGGAUGAUGAUAUUAAGAUGAUGGCUUACAUUCUGAGCAAUUCAGUAGCAUUAGAGGUGCUAUCGGUUUAUGUUUCUGUAACCACUACUAUGGACGGAAUGUGGGAUGAAUACAAGCUCUGCGAGACGUUGUUCCACCUCGACAGGAGUUCUUUAACCUGUGAGAUUCAAUUCUUUGGUCAGCAUAUCACAUCUUCAAGUAAGGGCUUCAAUAACACCAUUCCUCAUUGUCAAAUUUUCCGUCUGGUUAACCUGGUUAUCAGUUAAUCCUGAUUCUUUGGCAGCUCCAUUAUCAUGGUUUUUUUUUUUUUUUUGUUUUUUUUGAAAGAACGCUUAAUACCAAAUCAGCAAGUGGUCAUUGUUGACCUGUCCCGUCGCAAAGAUGAUGGAUGAAUUGCUUCUGCUAAUCAGAUACUUCGUAUUUAACUAGCUAUGUAGUGUAUGUACUUUGCCUGCAUAUGUACAAUUUUUAUUUUAUUUUUAUUUAUUUCUAAUUAAUUUACAGGAAGAAAAAAGAGUUUCAUCAUUAA
Messenger RNA from Chenopodium quinoa (quinoa), 2137 nucleotides. RefSeq names its product F-box/LRR-repeat protein At3g26922-like. NCBI's taxonomy places the organism in Eukaryota, Viridiplantae, Streptophyta, Magnoliopsida, Caryophyllales, Amaranthaceae. Bases 345 to 1874 code for a protein of 509 amino acids. The record is from RefSeq and is a predicted model, not a curated record. The transcript is spliced from 2 exons. Gene Ontology annotation, molecular function: protein binding.